This is a messenger RNA of Pungitius pungitius (ninespine stickleback), 4523 nucleotides long. RefSeq names its product SH3 domain-binding protein 4-A-like. The record is from RefSeq and is a predicted model, not a curated record. Lineage: Eukaryota; Metazoa; Chordata; Actinopteri; Perciformes; Gasterosteidae. Gene Ontology annotation, molecular function: protein binding. Gene Ontology annotation, cellular component: cytoplasm. The transcript has 5 exons. Bases 170 to 3055 code for a protein of 961 amino acids.
GAACGAGGCAGACAGCGACGUUCAAAGCAGCGUCGGAAAUACUAUCGCCGCACUUUGGUUGCUUGUUUUUCUUUGCGUGUCCUUCGAGGCGACAGAAGAGGAAAGAAGCAGAAGGAGCAGCAGGAGAUGAAAAGCUGCCGAUGAGCGGAUCGUCGUGGGAGCUCCGGCAAUGGCUGCCCACCGCAUCGUCAGAGUGACGAGCAGCAACCACGUCCUCCCCCGCUGCAGGUCUGAGGGGACGCUCAUCGACCUCGGCGAGGGGGUCACGGUGCCCAGCCUCAACGAUGUCAAAGUGCCUUCUGCAAGUGCCUUGAGGCUGGACACGUCCGCGUCCUACGGCGACGCCAAGGAAGUGGUCGCCAUAAAGGAUUACUGCCCCAGCAGCUUCACCACGCUGAAGUUCGCCAAAGGCGAUCGCCUCUACGUGUUGGACACGUCGGGAGGAGAGUGGUGGUACGCCCACAACAACACGGAAAUGGGCUACAUCCCAGCCGCCUACGUCCAGCCUGUCGACUUGAGGGACUCCUCGCUCAGCGACAGCGGAAUGAUUGACAGUCUCGGGGAAGGAUGCGAGGACUGGUCAAAGGAGUUCGGAGGCUUGGGGGAGUGGACGGGGACGAGCCUGAAGCCCUCACCAAUUUACACCAACAGCCCCCUCCCUGCGAACUCCUUUACACGCCAGGUAGAUCUCAACUGCAAAGAUUUAAGUGUGAGGACUGAAACAGUGCUCAUUAUGUCUGACGCACUGGCAUCUCCAUCGUCCUGCUCAAACUUUACCCCCACUACAGUCUUGACCAACGGGUUCAGCAGCUGCCACAUUAACAGCACCACCCCGACCGGCCCAAACCAAGGGGUUGCGCCGAACAUUCACAGGGAUAACCCGUUUUUCAGGAGUAAACGUUCCCACAGUCUCUCAGAACUGUCGAUAAUGCAGGCGCAAUCAAAUCCAAUGUUACCUUCCUCAGGGUUCUUCACGGGCCUUAAGGCUCCGUCCCCGGAGCAGUUUCAGAGCAGGGAAGACUUCAGGACCGCAUGGUUGAACCACAGAAAGCUAGCCAGGUCUUGCCAUGACCUUGACUCCCUGGGCCAGAGUCCCGGAUGGGGUCAAACGCAGCCGGUGGAGACCAACAUCGUUUGCAGGCUGGACAGCAACGGAGGAGUCGUUCAGCUUCCAGACACACAAAUCAGCAUCCACAUCCCGGAGGGCCACGUCGGCCAAGGAGACCACCAGCAGAUCUCCAUGAAAGCCUUACUGGACCCUCCCCUGGAGCUCAACAGCGACCACUGCUCCUCUGUCAGCCCCGUGGUGGAGAUCAAGCUGAGCAACAUGGAGAUCAAGUCCUUCAUCACGUUGGAGAUGAAGGUGCUGGUCACUGUCAAGAAGGACAGUAGCCGCACUGCAAAGGUGCUUUGCGUUCGGAGCGAUUGCAAAGAAGGGCCUUACACGCCCGUUCCUAAUGCUUACCUCUACAGUGACACAGUCCAGGUGCAGCUGGGCAGUCUGGAGCCUUGCAUCUACGUGGCUGUUGUGGUUCAGUCGCAGUACAUCAGCCCCAACACCACCGUUUGGGACCACGUGCAGAGGAAAGUAACCCUGGGCGUCUACGGGCCCAAGCACAUUCACCCCUCCUUCAAGACCGUCGUUGCCAUGUUCGGCCACGACUGCGCCCCAAACACCUUGUUGGUCAACGAGGUGGGCCGACGGGGUGGCUCCACCCCGCCGGUGGCCCUGCGGCUGUGGGGGAAGCACCCGUUUCCGCUGGGGUUCCCCCAGGACCUCCUGGUGGGUUUGUACUCCAACAUGUCCAACUACCAGGUGAGGGCGGACGAGGGUGCCGGCGUGAUUCGGGGAUUUCAGGUCAAACUUGGGAAAGUCUGCCGGCUACUGUACACGAUCAGGUCGCAAGACCCCGACAGCCUUUCGGACUUCACCCUCAGAGUCCAGGUGAAGGACGCCCUCGACUGCAUCCUCACCCAGUUCUGCGUGCAAACGCCGCCGCCAACCGCCGGAGCGAGGAUGACGGCCCAGCGGAGGUUUCUGAAAAAGAAAGAGGUGGAUAAGAUUGUCCUGUCGCCGCUGGCCGUCACUUCCAUAGGUCCAAAGUUCCAGGACCGGUGCGUCACAAACCUUAAAUUCGGCAAGUUGAUCAAAACGGUGAUCAGGCAACACAAGAGCGCGUAUCUGCUGGAGUACAAAAAGGGCGACGUCAUCGCUUUGCUCAGCGAGGAGAAAAUCAAACUGCGAGGGCAGCUUCGGACCAAAGAGUGGUACAUUGGAUACUACCAAGGGACGGUGGGGCUCGUCCACGCCAAGAACGUUUUGGUUCUGGGCAAGGUCAAGCCCGUUUAUUGGGUCGGGCCGGACCUGACCACCACGAUGCUGCUGCAGCAGAUCCUGAAGCCUUGCAAGUUUCUCACGUACAUCUACGCGACAGUGAGGACGGUGUUAAUGGAGAAUGUGGGCAGCUGGAGGGCGUUCGCGGACGCCCUGGGAAACGGAAACCUGCCACUGAAUUACUUCUGCCGGACCGAGCUGGACAACGAGCCCGAGAAGGUGGCGUCGGUUUUGGAGAAACUCAAAGAGGAUUGUACGAACGUGGAGAACAAGGAGAGGAAGUCCUUCCAGAGGGAACUCAUGAUGGCGCUGCUGAAGAUGGACUGCCAGGGUCUGGUGGCCCGGCUGGUCCUGGACUUCGUGCUGCUCACCACGGCGGUGGAGGUGGCGUUGAGGUGGAGGGAGCUGGCGGAGAAGCUGGCCCGAGUGUCCCGGCAGCAGAUGGAGGCCUACGAGGCUCCGCACCGCGACCGGAACGGACUGCUGGACCACGAGUCCAUGUGGAAGCCGGCCUACGACUUCCUCCUGACGUGGGCGUCCCACGUCGGGGACAGCUACCGAGACGUGAUCCAGGAGCUCCACCUGGGCCUGGACAAGAUGAGGAACCCCAUCACCAAGAGGUGGAAGCACCUGACCGGCACGCUCAUCCUGGUCAACUGCCUGGACACGCUGCGCGGCGCCGCCUUCUGCCCCACCGGCCACGGAGACUUUGCCGUGUGAGCUUGGGGGGCGUCUUUCUGUCCUGCUGCUUUUAAUGUACUUGGUGUGAGUCCUGUGACUUUGUUCAUCUCCACAAGGACAACACAACAGACCUCAACCACAGCAGAACCACACGAGCUGUGAACUUUGACCUUUGACUUCAGAGGGCUGAUUUGACGCGGCGUCCAGACCGAGCAGAACCGGACAAAACAGACCUUUUCUUCUACAGAGCAGGUGUCCGAAUAAAGAGUCGGUAAUUAGCCAAAAGCAGCUAGCCCAAUGCUAACGUCCCAAGCAGUAAAGGCACCUUUUUUAUACAAACAGACAAUGUUUCAUCAACAGUGUUUUCUUUAUUUUCUCAUUUGCGUCAUGUUUUAGUCAAACAUCCAAAUGCAGUUUCCUUUUUCGGGCAUAAAAGUGCAUCCAACUUUUUCUUUCCAAAUUUAAAACCAAGUUUUAUCAAGAUGACAAUGUGAUGAAGACGUACUGCAGGUACGUCACAUUUUUUUAUUUAGUUACUGUGUCUUUUUGUUUCGUUUUUCUUGUGGUGCAUAUUACUGGAAGGUUGGUAAUGAAUUAAAUACCAAUCACAGUUCACUGCUCAAAUAAAUGACUGGAAAAUGGGAAGAAAUUCCACGUUUUUGUUAAAUGUAUGUUUGAAGAAGCAGUUCUGGUCAUAUUGUUUCUAUUCGGCCUUUGAUUCAGUGUUUGUUCCUGUUUGGUUUCAUAAUGUGCUCUUUGGGUGACGUGAACUUUAUGGAGUUUAUAUAUUUAUAUACACGUCUGUUUCUGUCCAGAUCAUUUCAAUAAAAUGGAACAUUUGAAACAAAUUGUGUGUGCAGAACAUCAGGUUUUAUUUGAUAAGACAUUAAAACACUGUCGGAACAUCAAAACCAGAGAAGCACUUUCAAUGUAUUGAUUAAUGUCUUAUUGAUCCCAUAAACAAACAGCACUGCUUCUGAGGUGGUUUCGCUGGUUUGAUUGUGUCGUGUUUCUUGUUGUGAGUCCAGAGAAUGUGAAGGAAGAACAUCAAGGUUUUAUUCCAAUAACAAAUGGGCCGAGAGAAAUGUACAUGAAAUCAUUAAAACGGGGCGUAGCUGCAGUGUAGAUACAUGAAUCAGAGGAACAUUCUGACUUCAAAUAAAGAGAGGAAUAAAAAGGACUCGGUGGGGGGGCUUUUCAGCUCGUACAGAACCGUGUGUCACCUGAGGAGCUCAUCACAGUUAUUAUGGAUGAGGAGGCCUUCGGGGACCGAGUCAGGUGGUGUGUGUGAGUGUGUGUGUGUCACACACAGGUUGUGUAUCGGGUGAAAUGCUGCUUUACAUCUCAGGUGUUCCUUCAUUCCGGCUCAUCACACCUGGUCUCAGGUCAGUGGGUAAUAUACUGAAGUCACAAAAGGAGACUUUUUUAUGAACCUGUGCUGCUAUCUUUGCUUUUUCCAAAAAGCUAAAUACAAUGAACAAUAAAGACGAUUUAAAGCACCUCCAUG